AUGGCGAAUCGAGGCUACGAUGUUGUAGUAGAUGUUGAUGCAGAGGGCGACCUUGGGCACACCGACCUACAAGAAGAUCUCGAAUUCCACCCCUCCAACUUUGAAAAUGACCAGAGAACCGCCAAAGUCCAAGGCGACUCCGCCCCAUUCCUAGGCGGUUCGUCGCGGCGCCGCGACCGAUCCCCUGGCGGCACGCCGACCAAACACAACUGGUGGUCGAUACACUACUACGAGCGAUUCUUCGACGUCGACACAAACGAGGUCUUCCGCCGCUGCGUAGCCACGCUGUACCCGCGCAACAACUUCCUCGACGUGCUGGAAGGCAAUGCGGACCUGUACGGGCCCAUCUGGAUUGCGACUACGGUGGUAGUGAUCCUGUUUUUGACAGGCACUAUCUCGCAGUGGCUGUCGAACAAUGACGACAAGCACUUCGAGUAUGACUUUAGAUUGCUGUCUGGCGCGGCUGGUCUGAUCUACGGAUACACGGGUAUCCUGCCCAUUGCCCUUUGGGGCGCCCUGCGUUGGUUCGGUAGUUCGACGGCUGACCUUAUUGAGUGCUGGGCUCUGUAUGGAUACUCGAAUCUGGUGUGGAUUGCUGUUGCGCUGGUUAGCUGGAGUCCGUUGACUGCGCUUAACUGGGCGCUUGUUGGCGUUGGGUUUGCUUGGACUGUGUUCUUCCUUUUGCGGAACUUGUACCCGGUUUUGAAUGCUACUGAUGCUAAGGCUAGCAAGAUCUUGUUGAUCUUGGUUGUUGUGCUGCAUGCGGCUUUGGCUAUUGCUAUCAAAGUGCUUUUCUUUGCGCACGCGAGCCCCGUCUCGAAGAAGAACAAGGACAAGGACCACGAUGAUGACAAGGAUGACGGGAAGCGAGGCAUGAUGUUCAGGGCUUAA
Molecule: messenger RNA, 891 nt
Organism: Penicillium bovifimosum
Lineage: Eukaryota; Fungi; Ascomycota; Eurotiomycetes; Eurotiales; Aspergillaceae
Product: Yip1 family protein
Exons: 4
Coding region: 1-891 (296 amino acids)
Biological process (GO): vesicle-mediated transport
Cellular component (GO): Golgi apparatus; membrane
Molecular function (GO): small GTPase binding
Source: RefSeq, a predicted model, not a curated record